Messenger RNA from Gasterosteus aculeatus aculeatus (three-spined stickleback), 1339 nucleotides. NCBI's taxonomy places the organism in Eukaryota, Metazoa, Chordata, Actinopteri, Perciformes, Gasterosteidae. The record is from RefSeq and is a predicted model, not a curated record.
CGCGCUGCGGCCGGAAGCGGUACUGCAGGGCGGAAGUGCUGCACCUGUUGCAGUGUUGACUCCUCGACGUUACCUGAAGCCGAGCACACCUGUGCUUCUGCCUCUAAAGCCCCUCAAUGGACAAGUUAAAGAAGGUUCUGAGCGGCCAGGAUGAAGCGAACAGCGACGGGACCGGGAUCCUGGAGAGAGCCAAUGAGGCGUCAACACUGGCCUGGGGGACCCGGAUGAAGGGCUUUGCGGUGUGCUUCGUUCUGGGCAUCGUCAGCUCCAUCCUGGGCAGCUGCAUGCUGUGGGUCCCCCGCGUGGGCCUCGCCGUGUUCGCUGUCCUCUAUAGUGUGGGAAACCUCAGUGCUCUGGCCAGCACAAUGUUCCUGAUUGGUCCAUGUCGGCAGCUGAAGACCAUGUUUGCUAAAGAGAGGGCGCUAGCCACCGUCAUCAUGGGGGUUUGUCUGGCGUUGACGCUUUGUGCUGCAUUCUGGUGGAAGAAUAACGGUCUCGCUCUGCUCUUCUGUGUGCUUCAGUUCCUAGCCUUUGCCUGGUACGGCCUUUCAUACAUCCCCUUCGCCAGGGACGGUGUCAUGAAAUUAUGUUCAAUGUGCUUCUGACGUGUCGACCAAUCAGGAAGCAGGACUCCGCCCAGUGUGCAUCCAAUCAGUAACUGAUUGAAGGCCUUAAACAUUUCAAAACCUGAUACGGUUAAAAUCAAUGUUAGCUGUUAGCAUGUAGCCGUUGCUAGCAUGCAGUCACUGUUGACAUGUUAGCAUAUAGCUACAGUUAGCACCUUGUCUGUAGCCACUGUUAGUAAUCAUGCACUGUAAGCAUGUAGCCACUUUUAUUAAAUAGGCACUGUUAGCGCUUAGCAUAUAGCCUCUGUUAGCAUCCUCUGUUUCUUGCCAUCACUGUUUGUAACAUUACUAUUUUUUAUAUUUAGAUGCUGCUGUUGUUUUAUUCUGGGAGAUGAGACCAAAAAGAAUAUUUGACAUCCUGAGAUUUGAAUAUUGAAAAUAAUUUCUUGUUACGGUUGAUUCAAAGUUAUAUCUGUGGUGAAAAUAACCAGCUGAUGAAUCAAUAAAAUAAUCAUGAGUUAGUAUUUCUCAACAACAGAAUCUAGUAAUAGAAUAUUUAUUCUAUUACUAUCACUACUUUAACUACAUUUUUACAUUACGUGUCAUUUAGCUGACUCAAAAGCUUUGACCCAAAGUGAAAAUAAGUGCAUUUCAUUUUCAUUUUAUUGGUCAUUUUUUAGUAAAGUUACUAAGACUUCUUUAGUCUUCAACAGGAAGUAAACUUAUUUUUACACUAAACAACAUCUAUCUAUUAAAAUACCUUUUUUAUUAAA